This is a messenger RNA of Penicillium brevicompactum, 1392 nucleotides long. RefSeq names its product folic acid synthesis protein. Gene Ontology annotation, molecular function: 2-amino-4-hydroxy-6-hydroxymethyldihydropteridine diphosphokinase activity; dihydropteroate synthase activity. Gene Ontology annotation, biological process: tetrahydrofolate biosynthetic process. The record is from RefSeq and is a predicted model, not a curated record. The transcript is spliced from 3 exons. Gene Ontology annotation, cellular component: mitochondrial envelope. The coding region runs from base 1 to 1392 and encodes 463 amino acids. NCBI's taxonomy places the organism in Eukaryota, Fungi, Ascomycota, Eurotiomycetes, Eurotiales, Aspergillaceae.
AUGAACCUGAGGUAUAGCAGCCCUGGUGUCCACCGGGCAUUUAUUGCCCUAGGAAGCAAUGUUGGCGACCGCGUUGAAAUGAUCGAGCAAGCUUGUCUUGAAAUGGAUCGAAUUGGCAUCAAGGUCAAAAGAACAAGCUCACUAUUCGAGACCACGCCGAUGUAUGUGCUGGAUCAAGACACAUUCAUCAACGGUGUGUGUGAGGUGGAAACGACUCUUGAGCCCCUAGAUCUUCUCGAUGCUGUUCAAUCCAUCGAGAUUGCGCUGGGUAGAAAGAAGCUCAUCGAUAAAGGCCCACGCUCUAUUGAUCUCGACAUUCUGUUGUAUGAUCAAGAGGUCUUUUCACACGAGCGUCUCAACAUUCCGCAUAAUCUCAUGCUGGAACGGGACUUUGUUCUACGUCCUCUCAGCCAACUCAUCCCAAAUGAAUACCCACCCCUGUCAGGAAAAGAGUCAAAAACAUACAGCGCUCAUUUAGCAGCUCUCCCACCUCCAGAGCCAACCCCAAUGUCAACAACCCCGAUCUCACCAUCAUUCGCCUCCCUCCACUCAAAUGACCCCAAGCGUUCCACGCACGUCAUGGCAAUCCUGAAUCUAACACCAGACUCCUUCUCCGACGGCGGCAAGCACUCUCCAACAGACCUUGCCUACCUCACAGAAACAGUGCGCCAGUUCAUCGCCUCAGGCGCCACCAUCAUCGACGUCGGUGGCGAAAGUACCCGCCCAGGCUCCGAACCCGUAGGACCGGCGGAGGAGAUCGCACGCGUAGUGCCCGCAAUUAAGCACAUUCGCUCCAUGCCCGAAGCCGCCAACAUCGCCAUCAGCAUCGACACCUACCGCGCCGCCGUGGCAGAGGCCGCUUGUGCUGCCGGCGCAGACAUCGUCAACGAUGUCUCGGCCGGUCUUCUGGAUCCGGAUAUGCUGUCUACCGUCGCUCGCAUCGGCAAGUCCGUUAUCCUCAUGCAUAUGCGCGGCACCCCGCAGACCAUGACAAGUCUCCACUCCUAUCCGGCUGGAGUAAUCCCGGAAGUGGCCUGUGAGCUUAGGUCGCGGAUCGCUGCGGCCGAGGAGGCUGGUAUUCGGCGGUGGAGAAUCAUUCUCGACCCUGGACUUGGGUUUGCGAAGGUGCAGGAACAAGAUCUGGAGAUCUUGCGUGAUUUGACGCGUCUGCGAACUGAGUUUGGGCUUGAAUACUUUCCCUGGUUGAUGGGACCGAGUCGCAAGCGGUUCAUUGGAAACAUCACUGGCGUGAAGACGCCGGCGGAGAGGGUUUGGGGAACUGCUGCGACGGUUUCUGCUAGUGUGAGUGGCGGAGCGGACAUUGUGCGUGUGCAUGAUGUUCGUGAGAUGUCGCAUGUUGCGAAGGUUUCCGAUGCGAUCUAUCGGGUGUGA